Messenger RNA from Haliotis rubra (blacklip abalone), 6014 nucleotides. Its product is annotated as leucine-rich repeat serine/threonine-protein kinase 2-like. The transcript is spliced from 46 exons. Gene Ontology annotation, molecular function: GTP binding; ATP binding; protein kinase activity. NCBI's taxonomy places the organism in Eukaryota, Metazoa, Mollusca, Gastropoda, Lepetellida, Haliotidae. The coding region runs from base 1 to 5472 and encodes 1823 amino acids. Gene Ontology annotation, biological process: protein phosphorylation. The record is from RefSeq and is a predicted model, not a curated record.
AUGAGGGAUUUCCAAGGAGCUGGGAUACACCUUGUGGAGAAACUGAAGCGGAGUGAACAGAGGCGUCAGAAACGUUUACGGUACUCCCCGAGUGACUCCCAGCUUGAGAUCAACCGACAUCAUUACUUCCGAUACCGGCGCCUUAGUGGAGAUGCAACCAAAGACACGUCUAAGACUGUGGAAUGGGAAGAGGGCAUCCACGAAAUAAAAACCAAACGACCUCGUAGUUUGCCCAAAAACAUCUUCCGAAUCGCAAAUGGCAAGCGAGUUUCCAGUCCUGGGAAGACACAUGGACAGUCGACCAGCCCAGAUCAGACAUCUCCCACGAAGUCAUCACCUCCAAAGUCUCUGCCAACCACUAAAGCUCAAAGCCAGGUCACAGACCAGUACAAGUCUCUACCCCCUGGUCUUGGAAAUGAUGCCUUAGUGCCAACUAGUCCUGGAAAUGGAAAUUUAUUAGACACACCAGUAUUUGAACACUCUGUAGUCGAAUUGGAAGAAUGGAAACAGACGACUCUUACUGGUGCCAAUAUCCCCUUCAGCCCUUCUGACCCACGCAGGAACUCUCUAGACAAAGUUGGGAACACUCUGGAUGAGCCUCGAGGAAAAUGGCUGAGAAAAUACUCUCCAGUGAAAAAGGAACAGAGUGAUGAUUAUGUUCAGCAAGGGACCAGAUCUUUCUCUGACUCCUUCACGGACUCUGGACAGUCCUAUAGCUCUGAGGUUUCAAACAGAAGCACAGUGUCAGAAUCCGAGAUGGAUACCAGCACUGAAAACCUCCCAGGCUUGCAGUCGAUGCCAUCUUUCAAGCGGGAUUUCCAUAUGACAUGUCUGGAUGUGUCCCAGAACAAGAUUGGUUCCUUGUCCCAUCUUCUGGAGGCAAAGGAACAAUUACUGGCCUGCUUCGCUCGCCUCCAGAAACUCGACCUCAGCUACAACCAGCUGGAGACACUCACCAGCAAACUCUUCAAGCACUUCCCAAGUCUACAGUAUGUGGAUAUACGAUACAACAAUCUGAAAUCAUUUCCACAUGAAUUCGUAGAGUGUACUGCACUUAUCUCUCUCGAUCUCAGUCACAACCAGAUCACCAAUCUGAGCAACAAGGACCUGUCUGGAAUCUACAGCAUCAGGGAACUGAAUCUUUCUUCUAAUCAGAUUGAAAACUUUCCAGACAAAAUUGACAAAGCCAUGCCACAUUUGGAGAAGCUGAUUCUUUACAAGAACAAGAUAUCUAGUCUUCCCAAGUCCACCAUUAACCUGCCACAGCUCCGACGUCUUGACCUGUCCAGGAACUUCAUCACACACCUACAUGGCAACUUCCUGUCUGCCUGUAACAAGCUGGAAACACUCGAGAUGGUCAGCAAUGGUCUAGAACAACUCCCUGGCGAGGACAUGGCCAAACAUUUUCCCCGACUCAGCACUUUGAAGUUAAAGGGGAACCUGCUGAAGGAGAAAGAACCAUUCUACAUUCCAAAGUUCAUCUUGGAACUUCAGAGCCUCAGGUUUGUGGAUUUGUCCAAGAACGGGCUGAUGGGAUUCCCUCCUCCAGUGUUAUGGAAGUCCCAGAUCCUGAAGGAAAUCUUAGUGUCUGAAAACAACAUCUCAAGACUUAAUUUGGAUGGUGCUAAAGCUUGGGCUAAAGUUGAGAAGUUCCAUAUUGCAAGGAACAAGCUGUCAGAGAUUCCAAAGGAUAUUGGUCAUCUGGUAUCGCUACAAUCACUGGACUUGAACCAUAACAAGUCCUUGACUUCUCUACCAGAUGAACUUGGCAGGUGCUCUCGCAUGUGGGAGAUGCCUCUUGAUGGCUUGAACUUGAGUGACCUUGAUGACAGUCUCGUUAAAGGAAGAGUGAAGGAUCUGAUAAUCUAUCUCCACAAUCGACUGAAAAAGGCCCAGCGUUACUUCCGCAUGAAGCUGAUGGUGGUUGGAUACGGGAACCGUGGCAAGACCACCCUUCUGAACACACUCCGCAGGAAGACAAAACAUAGAAGUGAGACGAGACCCACAGUCGGAGUUGUGGUGGAUGAUUGGAAGUACGAGAGACAGAACUUCCGCCACAACAUGAAGUACACCCUGUCUACGUGGGACUUUGCCGGGCAGGAGGAGUUCUACAGCACACACCAGUGCUUCCUGUCCAAUAGGGCGCUCUAUCUGGUUGUGUAUGAUGUCAGCAAGGGGCUGGAGGAGAUUGACCGACUGAAACCCUGGCUGUCCAACAUCCACUUCCGGGCACCAGGAUGUCCAGUCAUCGUUGUGGGGACUCAUUUCGACAAGCUAAAUCCAGAACAUGCAGCUGACCAGAUUGACGGGAUGGAAGCAAAACUGUACGAGCUGUCCAAGAAACCAGGUUUCCCAGAGCUGAACUGUACUGCUGUCGUUGAUGCUACCAAGGAGAACCCGGAGGUGGAUAGGUUGCGGAGACGAGUCAAGGAGGUCAUCGAUAGUUACAAGAUCCGAGGACAACUGGUGAUGGGUCAGAAGGUUCCAGCAAGCUAUGUGCGCCUAGCAGAGCUGCUGUCGGAGGAGGCCCGGAACCUGGAGAGCAUACGUUACCCAGUUAUCCGGCAAGGGAGGCUGUCGCAGAUAGUCCAGGGGCUGGACCUGCAGGAGGAGGAGGAACUACAGCAGGCUGUGAGGUUCCUGCAUGAGGGCGGGGUCCUGCUCCACUACAACGAGACAGCGCUGCAGCUGAGAGACUUCUACUUCAUCAACCCUGGCUGGUUGUGUCGGAUGAUGGCACAAGUGGUCACUGUCAGGAUGAUCAAUCCAUUCAUUGACCCUUUGACUGGGAUAAUGAAGAAGUGUGAUGUGAGCUUGUUGUUCCGAGGAGAAUCAUUCCCCAACAGCCUAAUACCCCAGUAUCUCAGACUCCUCGAGAAAUUUGAAAUAGCAUUGCCGAGGAACGAGGAGGAGUUACUGAUCCCUUGUCGCCUUCCUGAACAGAAACCUGCCCUCAGAAUGCCUAACUUGUCCAAACAUGAGAAGAUAUCCCGGAUCUACUCCAUGCCGUUCACGCCGCUGGGCUUUUGGUCUCGUCUCAUCACACGUCUCAUCGUCUUCUCCAACAGCAACGUCACAGAGACCAUGAUGCAGCUUAGAAGGGAGCCUCAGAUGCAGUACUGGAGACAAGGAAUCCUCGUCAAGUGGUCAAAGAGUGCCUUCUUCCUGGUGGAUGCUACCAAGCAGCAGGAGAGCGAGGAGUUGUACAUCACAGUGCCAGCCUCACAGCAUGGCUACCAACUUCUGGGCUUCCUGGCUGAUCAUAUCGAUGCUCUCAUAGAUGAGUGGUACCCCGGUUUAACCAGCAUUGACCCCAUCCUUGGCCGGGAGCUCCUGGAGAAGUUUGUUCCCUGUGUUAAGUGUAAAGGGCCUGAACCGUACAAGUUUGUGUUUGAGGAUCUGCUGCGACAGUCAGAGAGGAGUGAUGUCAUCAAAUGCCCGUACCACGAAGAUGACGUGCAGCUGGCAGAUCUGGCACCAGAUGUGAUGUUGAGAGAUUUGGAAGAUAAGUUCCACAUGGAUUGUGAUCAGCUGGAGCUGAAGGAGAGUUCCGAGUACUUGCUUGGUGAUGGGGGUUUCGGGGCUGUCUUCAAAGCCAUCUAUAAGAACCAGGUGGUUGCUGCCAAAGUGUUUGCUGCGAUUGGCGACGUCCAUCCUCACAAGAUGCUGAGACAGGAGGCCACCAUCCUGAGACGACUGAACCACCCUAGUGUGGUGUCCCUGAUCUCGGUGGGACUCCGCCCAAGCAGGGUGGUGUUGCUGGAGUUAGCUGCCCUUGGUUCACUGGGGUCACUGUUGAAGGGCAACAAGCCUCUAAGCAGAUCCUUACAACACAGAAUAGCUGUCCAGGUGGCUGAAGGCCUCCAGUAUCUCCAUCUGCUGAUGGUGGUGUACCGCGACCUCAAGCCGGACAAUGUCCUUAUCUUCAGCAACUCCCCCAGCGCCCUGGUGAACGCCAAGAUCUCUGACUACGGCAUCUCCCAGUUCACGACCCUGUAUGGGCUGACCGCCCAGGAGGGGACGCCAGCCUACAGGGCCCCCGAGGUGGUCCGGAGGGAGACUUACUCCUUCCAGGCGGACGUCUUCUCAUUCGGCAUCACAUUGUACUGCCUGCUGACGGGUCGACAUCCAUAUGACGAGCUUGAGUUCAAGUCAGAGAUGGACAAGGCUGUCGCUGAGAACCGACCCGUCCAAGCUAUCACUCAGAGAGGUCAGGCACCAUGGCCAGACAUGCAGGAUGUCAUUACACAGUGCUUGCAGCAGAUCCCAGACCAUAGACCCACGUCCAGUGAUCUGGUGGAGAGGUUGGCGUCGGCGGAGCUGUUCUGUCUGAAGGAUGUCAUACCGGUGUCUGUGGGCACCACGGUGGAGUGUAUGGCUCAUCAGGUACUGGGUGAGGACAAUGUUCGUCUGUGGGUUGCCAGCGGUGACAGUGACUACAUGCAACUGAGCUGGCUCAACCUACUCGACUACCACGACGACAGCAGGGGCAAGCUAAGCCGCAAGUCUAUAGACUACAGUGGCAGGGUGAUGCGUGAGGGUAGAAUCCUGUGCAUCCUUCCUAUAGACGAGGACCACGUGCUGCUGGGCACACAGACUGGCUUGAUUUGGGUGUUCAAUGCUAAGGAUUGUGAUCUGAAACAUUCCACCAGGAGGCUGCCGGACUCUGUCCUCUCACUACUCCUCAUCAAAAGGAGAGGGGACAAUCUGGUGCUUGCAGGUUUAGCCAAUGGAGGGAUCAAAUUCUGUCCUGUCUCAGAGAUUCUGGAGGAGCCAGACAGCACCCUACUUGGGAUGAACCUGGGCAAGUCACACGAACCGGUGCGAUGUCUCGUGCAGGUCGACAAGAGGAUCAUAGCUUCCUGUGGCACCAAGGUCGUCAUUUUCAUCAGCUCCAGGAACGGUCUUGGGAUAGAAAAGGAUUUUGAUACAGUUAAAAGCAGUGGCAAAGUGAGGUCCCCCAUCUGUACUAUGGCAGUAGGACGUCACAUCUUUCUGUCUCGGCGUCGGUCUGCCAUGCUGGAGGUGUGGGACCAGAACAAGGAGAGACAGAGGGGCUGUUGCAACAUCGCGGACACAUUCAGAAUUUCAACAGAUGAAGCCAGAAUCACAUCCAUACUGUACCUACAAGACAGCCGGGCAUUGUGGGUAGGAACUGGUGGAGGUCACGUGGUGGUGGUGGAUGCAGUGUCCCUGGCGCCGAUCAUGCAGACCGCCCGGCACACGGCGUCGAUUAGAUCACUGAUGGCAAUCAAGUCUAUAGCAUAUCAGCCAUGCUCAGUUGUCCUGAGUGGAGGACUUGGAUUUCGACACAGACCUGAGGCUGAAGUUAAGAAAGAUGGUCAAUACGGAUGUAUCGCAGUCUGGGAUGCAGAGUUCCCGCAGAUCGUGCGGCUGUUUGAAGACGACCGGAAGAAAAGACAAGAGCUGGAGAACAACAUGAAGAAAGAAAGAAGGACGCAAUUCUUGUAGACCUUGCUGCUUCUAAAUGGAGAUGUGGACUCGUAGAAUCAGAUAUUUAUUUCCAGGAACUGUGAUACACUGAUACCUAAGACACUGUGCAUCAAGAUCAGUGAUGAAUAGACUAAUAUUUUACCACUGUGCCAAUACCAAUAUAGGUCCAAGUGUGCAUCAAAGUCAGUGAUGAAUAGACUAAUAUUUUACCACGGUGCCAAUACCAGUAUAGGUCCAAGUGUGCAUCAAAGUCAGUGAUGAAUAGACUAAUAUUUUACCACGGUGCCAAUACCAGUAUAGGUCCAAGUGAACAGUCACAAGAAAUAUGAUAUUAGUACUGAACUAUAUAAGGCUGUGUAUAUAUCCUUCAACAAGUGAAUGGGGCAUGGUUGGCUCAGUGGGCAAAGGUGACUUUAAUUGUUGGUUUCAAUCCCAGAUUUGCCCUGAUAUGUUUUAUGUUCAAGUGACAUGCUCUUUAAUAACGGACAUACUGUUCAAAGCAUGCUGACCAAACUCACCCUUUGACUCUUUUCAGUGAGUGAAAACAUUGAAGACGAAAA